This is a messenger RNA of Ogataea philodendri, 315 nucleotides long. RefSeq lists its product as uncharacterized. The record is from RefSeq and is a predicted model, not a curated record. The coding region runs from base 1 to 315 and encodes 104 amino acids. The transcript has a single exon. NCBI's taxonomy places the organism in Eukaryota, Fungi, Ascomycota, Pichiomycetes, Pichiales, Pichiaceae.
AUGUCUGGUGUGGAUGUUGAGGUUGCAGCUCCAGGAAACAGCUCCGGACAUAAUGUGAUAUAUCUUGGGAAUCUCCAUUUUCUUCCAGACCAUGUAGCUUCAACAGGAAGCUCGUUCUUGAGUGCCUCAGCAACAAGCUCACACUCCUUCCAGACACGAAGCAUGUUGAUUCCCAUAAACUUCUUGAUGUCGUCGGCCGACGCUUUAGUCUUUUCCCAAACCUUGACAACCAAGUCUGGAUACUUGGAAACGUCCUCCAGUCCUUCUGGUCCAGUUGCUCCCAUGCCGUCAAAGUCAGAACCAAUUGCAAUGUGA